UUCAGUUCUAUGGAAAAUAUUUAGCCGUGCGGACGUCGUCGUUCCAAUAACAUAUAAAUACAUACAAGUGAAAUAUGAAUAAUAAUUCCAGAGUGUUAAACAUCUGCCAAUUAAAUAGAACGAAUAGCCCGAAAUAUUUGUUUGUGGGUUGUAAGUGUUAAUAAUCUCUUAAUAAUAUAUACAUAUGUAAAUGAACUUUUCCUGUGAAAUAAGAGUAUUGUUGGUCAGCAUUUGUAUAUACCAUUAUUGCUAUUAUGACAAUGGAAACGCUUAAGCCCUUUCUAUCAACGUCACCCCGAGUGGAUAGCGUUACUACAAUACGCUUGAGCACGGCAUCACAUUGUCAACCCGGCAUAAAUCUUAAGAGUAUUAUUUUCAGCACAUUGGCUGUGAUCUUAUUUGUAUGUUUGUUCGGAUUUAUGUAUGCUCACUUUCGGCGUAUUACUCAAAUUGAAACGAAAGUUCAACAUUUGACGAGAAUAAUGUUGAAUAUGCAGACACGAAUGGGACUGAUGAAUUUGGACGAAGUGAGCGAUUUUGAAAAUGAGAACGAUCCCGUGUUUAUUGAUCAACCAAAUAUAUCGGACACCGGCAGAAUAAAGUUAAUUGGAAGACAUAUUCAAUAUACCGUGGGUGAUGAUGAUUACGAAAAGGAACUUGAUUAUACUGAGUUUAGAAACGAAUUGCCCACUAUAAGUGAUAUUAUUAAGGACGAUUCUAAAGGAAAUGGAAACGUAAAUAAUCAUAAUUUAAUGGAAAUAUCAGAUUAUGGCGAUUUGUACAACGAUUUUUCCAAAUUCAACACCUCACGGAAAAAGAAUACAAGUGCGCGAAAUCCUCGUGCCAUUGAAUCAGACUUAUUUAACCAAGACAACGAGAAACGUAAAAGUGCGGGGGUAAGAGAAAGUGCUGGCGAAGAACAUUUAGAAUACUUAAAUCAUCCAAAGAAAAUGGUGAUACUUAGGCUUUCACAUAAGGAAUUAACAGACGUUAAAAAUGAACAAAAUAUUUUACCAAAUGAAGAUAAAACCCCAAAGCAAUCUCAUAGGAGGGGAACGAACCAACGAAGGAUUAAAAAUUCGAUUCUGAAGAAAGCUAAAUCUGGCCGUCAAAUGGAAGCUGUAGUAAAUACUCCAGCCGCACACUUUCAUUUAAACCGCAAAAUACCAGACCGCUUUGCCAGCAUUAAAAUUGAUUCAUUCUCUGGCGACAUGUAUAUUGGUCAUCCCAGUUGGUCGAAUGAAAUUGAUGUGGAUAAGUAUUUCAAAGUGGAAAGUGGCGUAUUGACAGUAUAUGAACCGGGCCUUUAUUACGUGUACGCUCAGGUUUGUUACAACAAUACUCAUGAUCAGAAUGGAUUUGUGAUAUUUCAUGGUCAUAAGCCCUUUCUUCAAUGUUUGAAUACUGUACCAACGAAUAUGCCACAUAAAAUUCAUACUUGUCACACGAGCGGUCUUAUCUAUCUAAAGGAGCAUGAAACAAUUCAUUUACGUGAUUUUCAUAGUGAGAGAAACGCCAUUUUAAAGGAUGCCAAUAAUCGGAGUUAUUUCGGGUUAAUAAAAAUAUAAAGCAAUAAGUACAUAAGUACACAUAGCAAUAAAUGUAUAUAUAUACGUAUAUAUGAAUACGUUUUCAUUGCGAUUCAUUUUAUCACCCAUUUGAAUUUGUUCUUGGCUGUUUAAAUUAUUAUUAAACAUAAUCAUUAUAUACAAUUUUUAUACAUAUUUAUGAUAAAUAAAUGGGAAUAACUUUUAA
Molecule: messenger RNA, 1755 nt
Organism: Zeugodacus cucurbitae (melon fly)
Lineage: Eukaryota; Metazoa; Arthropoda; Insecta; Diptera; Tephritidae
Gene: egr
Product: protein eiger
Exons: 8
Coding region: 255-1568 (437 amino acids)
Biological process (GO): immune response
Cellular component (GO): membrane
Molecular function (GO): receptor ligand activity; tumor necrosis factor receptor binding
Source: RefSeq, a predicted model, not a curated record